GCCGGCCGGGGCGAGUGUGCCCGGAGGAGGAGGGAAAGGCACCCGCUCCACUCCCGGCCCGGCUGCGAGGAGGAGGCGGCGGCGCUAGAGGAGGAUGUACUUGGUGGCAGGGGGCAGGGGGCUGGCCGGCUGCGGGCACCUCCUGGUCGCGCUGCUGGGGCCGCUGCUGCUGCUGCUGCUGCUGGCGCGCUCGGGCACCCGGGCGCUAGUGUGCCUGCCCUGCGACGAGUCCAAGUGCGAAGAGCCCAAGAACUGCCCAGGCAGCAUCGUGCAGGGGAUCUGCGGCUGCUGUUAUAUGUGCGCCCGGCAGAGGAACGAGAGCUGCGGCGGCGUGUACGGGCUCCACGGAGCCUGCGACCGGGGGCUUCGCUGUGUCAUCCGCCCCCCGCUCAAUGGCGACUCCAUCACGGAGUACGAAGUCGGCGUUUGCGAAGAUGAAAACUGGGACGAUGACCAGCUGCUUGGUUUUGAGCCAUGCAAUGAAAACCUUAUCAUGGGCUGCAACAUUAUCAAUGGGAAAUGCGAAUGUGACACCAUUCGAACCUGCAAUAAUCCCUUUGAAUUUCCGAGGCAGGAUAUGUGCCUUUCAGCCUUAAAGAGGAUUGAAGAAGAGAAGCCAGAUUGCUCCAAGGCUCGCUGUGAAGUACAGUUUUCUCCACGCUGCCCCGAAGAUUCUAUUCUCAUCGAGGGUUAUGCUCCUCCUGGUGAAUGCUGCCCAUUGCCAAGCCGUUGCGUGUGCAACCCUGCGGGCUGUCUGAGGAAAGUCUGUCAGCCAGGAUACCUGAACAUAUUAGUGUCAAAAGCAUCAGGGAAGCCAGGAGAGUGUUGUGACCUCUAUGAAUGCAAACCAGUUUUCAGUGUGGACUGCAGCACAGUGGAAUGCCCUUCCAUUCAACAGGUUGUUUGCCCGCUGGAUAGUUAUGAAACUCAAGUUAGACUGACAGCUGAUGGCUGCUGUACUCUUCCAACAAGAUGCGAAUGUCUUUCUGGCUUAUGUGGUUUCCCUAUGUGUGAGGUGGGAUCCAUCCCCCGCAUAGUCUCUCGUGGAGACGGAACUCCUGGAAAAUGCUGUGAUGUCUUUGAAUGUGUUAAUGAAACGAAACCAGCUUGCGUUUUUAACAGUGUGGAGUACUACGAUGGAGACAUGUUUCGAAUGGACAAUUGUCAGUUCUGCAGAUGCCAGGGAGGUGUUUCUAUUUGUUUCUCUGCUCAGUGUGGUGAGCUGAACUGUGAUAGAUACUAUGAGCCAGAAGGAGAAUGCUGUCCCGUUUGUGAAGAUCCAGUGUAUCCCUUUAACAAUCCUGCUGGCUGCUUUGCCAGUGGUCAGAUCCGAGCACAUGGAGACCGCUGGAGAGAAGAUGACUGCACAUUCUGCCAGUGUAUUAAUGGAGAACCACAUUGCGUUGCAACCGCCUGUGGACAAAGCUGCAUGAACCCUGUUAAAGUGCCUGGAGAAUGUUGCCCGGUGUGUGAAGAACCAUCAUACAUCACAGUUGAUCCGCCUGCUUGUGGGGCCUUAUCUAACUGUACUCUGACAGAAAAGGAUUGCAUUUACGGUUUCAAACUUGAUCACAAUGGCUGCCGAAUCUGUCAGUGCAAGAACAGGGAGGAGAUGUGCACCAGCCUCUUACAAGGAUGCACCUUGGAUUGUCCUUUUGGUUUCCAAACUGAUGCCCAGAACUGCGAGAUAUGCCAGUGCCGCCCUCGGCCCAAGAAAUGCAAGCCUGUGAUAUGUGACAAGUAUUGUCCAUUUGGAUACCUGAAGAAUAAGCAUGGCUGUGACAUCUGCCGCUGUAAGAAAUGUCCUGAGCACCCAUGCAGUAAAAUUUGCCCAGUGGGUUUCCAGGUGGACAGUCAUGGUUGUCUUAUCUGCAAGUGCCGAGAGGCUACUCCUUCAGCAUCCAUUGGGCCCCCUGUGCAAACAGGCACUUGCCUGUCUAUGGAUGGUCGACAUCAUAAAAAUGAGGAAAGCUGGCACGAUGGGUGCCGGGAAUGUUACUGUCAUAAUGGACGGGAAAUGUGUGCCCUAAUCACCUGCCCUGUUCCUGCCUGCAAUAAUCCUACUAUCCGGCCAGGGCAGUGCUGCCCAUCAUGUUCAGAUGAAUUUGUGGUACAGAAACCAGAGCUGAGCAGCCCAUCAAUUUGCCAUGCUCCCGGAGGAGAGUACUUUGUGGAUGGAGAAACGUGGAACAUUGACUCUUGCACACAGUGUACAUGUCACAGUGGGCGUGUGUUGUGUGAAACUGAAGUCUGUCCUCCCCUUCUUUGCCAAACUCCCUCGCGCACCCAGGACUCCUGCUGCCCUCAAUGUACAGAUGAACCUCUUCAGCCUUCCUCAUCAAAUAAUGAGAGCAUGCCUAGUUACUGCAAAAAUGAUGAAGGGGACAUAUUCCUGGCAGCUGAGUCGUGGAAACCCGAUGUUUGUACCAGCUGCAUAUGUAUGGAUAGCAUGAUUAGCUGUUACUCUGAGUCUUGCCCUUCAGUCUCCUGUGAAAGACCCGUUUUGAGAAAAGGCCAGUGUUGUCCCUACUGCAUAGAAGACCCGGCACCAAAGAAGGCAGUGUGUCACUUCAGUGGGAAAACGUAUGCAGACGAAGAACGGUGGGACAUCGACAGUUGCACCCACUGCUAUUGUUUGCAGGGCCAGACCCUGUGCUCGACGGUCAGCUGCCCCCCUCUGCCCUGCCGAGAGCCCAUCAACGUGGGAGGAAGCUGCUGCCCGAUUUGUCCAGAGAUGUAUGUACCUGAACCAACCAAUAUUCCCAUUGAAAAGACAAAUCAUCAUGGAGAGAUUGAAUUGGAGGUACCAGUAUGGCCUACCCCUAGUGAAAAUGACAUCAUCCAUCUCCCCAGAGACUUGGGUCAUCUUCAGGUGGAAUACAGAGAUGGUAAUGGGCCACAUCUAAGUGAAGACACUUCUCUUGCAUCUUUUGCCUGGGUUGGAGGAAUAAUGGGAGUCCUGGGUUUUAUAGUAAUAUUCCUAUUUUUAAAUCAGAAGAAACAGUGGAUUCCAGUGCUCUGUUGGUAUCGAACGCCUACAAAGCCUUCUUCCCUCAACAAUCAGCUGGUGUAUGUGGACUGCAAGAAAGGAACGAUGGUUCAGGUGGAUAGUUCUCAGAGAAUGCUAAGAAUUGCUGACCCAGAUGCAAGAUUUAGUGGCUUCUACAGCAUGCAAAAACAGAAUAACCUUCAAGCAGAUAACUUCUAUCAGACAGUGUGAAAAACUACACCCUCAGUGAGGUUUAAAAAAAAAGACAGAAAAAGACUAAAUCUGCUAUAACUUAGAAUUUGUGCACUUGCUUAGUGGGUUGUAUUGGAUUUGUGACUUCAUGUACAGCUCUAAGACCUUCCCGGGAUGGGCUUUGUCUACAGCGAGGUGCCAGAACAAGCAUUCCCACUUUUCCUCAUGAUAACUGACCAAGUGUUUUCUUAGAACCAAAGUUUUCAAAAGUUGCUAAGAUAUAUUUGCUUGUAAUAUAGCUG
Molecule: messenger RNA, 3483 nt
Organism: Gracilinanus agilis (Agile Gracile Mouse Opossum)
Lineage: Eukaryota; Metazoa; Chordata; Mammalia; Didelphimorphia; Didelphidae
Gene: CRIM1
Product: cysteine rich transmembrane BMP regulator 1
Exons: 17
Coding region: 95-3220 (1041 amino acids)
Cellular component (GO): extracellular region
Molecular function (GO): serine-type endopeptidase inhibitor activity; protein binding
Source: RefSeq, a predicted model, not a curated record